AUGCUAUCAGGGGAGUUACUUCCUGUGAGGCGGCUCAGACCAGCGGACGGGAAGAUGGCAGACUCACGGGAACCUCCUCCUCUCUUUAACGACGACGACGACUCUCAUAAGGAGGACGAUAAUGAUGACCUGUUCACGUCGGCCGUCCAGUCGCCCGUGAGCGAGCAGACUACUCCCGAGGACUGCAGGAAGGAGGAGGGGGCCAACGACCCCCUCACUUCCCCCCCACCUGCUGCCUCCCUCACCCCUGACCCCCCAGUUGGUGUCCAACCUGACCUUUUUGAGUCUAGUGAGGAACCCACUGAGGGCGGCUUCUCCUCCGUGUCUUUGGAGCAGCCUGCUGGGGGGGGAGGCAUGCAGCAGGUCAGCACUGAGGCGCAAGACCCUGGUCCUUCACCCUUGCCCUCCCCUUCUUCCAGCACUGCCCAGGAUCUUUGCACUCCUACACCUUCCACCAGCAUUCUUGAAGAACACCCUUCUGUACUCUCACCAUCUGCUGCUUCUAGCACUGCUGAGGAAUCUCUCUCAAUUUCUCCUUCCUCCACUAUUUCCCUCACUACUGAGAACUCUCUCUCAAUUCCUUCUUCUUCUACUGUUUCCAGCAUUAUUGAAAAACCUCAUGAUACUCCAGCGAACUCCUCCAUUCCUAGUGUUACUGAGGAACAACCCUCUGCUCUCCCUCCCUCUAUAGAUCCCCUUAACAUUAAUGAUCCAUCUCUUUGUCCCCAACCCUUUACUCUCUCCAACUCUGCUGAACAAUCCUAUCCCACAACACAUCCCUCCAAUUCUGAACAAGAAUUCCCAGCCUCUCCCCCUCCAACCCCAACAUCAGGUGCCCAACUUGAUUUCGGCAUGACCCUCCCGCAGGAGCUGUCGUCUGAACUCUCUGCAACCCUGGUAGAUGCACCUACUGUAGAGCCAGCAACAAUGAGUAGUUUUGUUGCACCUGCUGAGGAGGCUAGUACAUUGGACACUACACUUAAUAAUUCUGUGAAACUUACUAAUGAUGCUACUCUUGAUGACCAGUCUGCUAACUGUAAUGAUGUCCAAGCUACUGCUGAUACUGCUUCCCCUGCCACUGAUGUACCCACUGCUGCUCACCAGCUUGGCACUGACCCCACUUCCAUGCACGAUACACCCAGUUUCCUUGGUGAUGGUGACACUACUGAAAUCUCCCUUGAUGACAACACUCAGGAAGUGUCGCUGGAGGAGGAACCAGAUGGAGAAUUGUUUGACACUUCCUCAACACCCAAGUUACAGCUUAACCAGGAUCCCACCGAGCACUCUCUGCCUGCAUCCAGCAUCUUGCCCCCAAUGGGAGCUCCUCUGACACCUCCAAUAGCCCCCAUAACUCCGACCACCACACCAAACCUCACCCCGAGUAUCACCCCAGCGGCUCCAACACCUGUUUCCUCGAUGGCUGUGUCGAGACCAUCACCAGAGCAGUUGGAAAGUGAGAGUGGUGAUGAAUUUAUCCAGAUUUCAGUAUCUGACCCCCAGAAGAUUGGUGAAGGGAUUAGCUCUUACAUGGCUUACAAGGUCACCACUAAGACCAACAUUACAUACUUCAGGAAAAAGAACUGGAGUGUGAUGCGUCGGUUCAGUGACUUCCUCGGGCUACACAGAAAGUUGGUUGAGAAACACCUUCACUCCGGGCGUAUCAUCCCACCUGCACCAGAGAAGUCGGCCAUUGGCACUACUAAGAUCAAGCUGAGCAGUGACAAGAGUACAGAUUCUUCGUCGACUGAUUUCAUCGAGAAGCGUCGAGCAUCUCUUGAGCGCUACAUGAACCGUACAGGAGCUCACCCAACUUUAAGAGCAGACCCUGACUUCAGAGAAUUUAUUGAGUUGGAUGCGGAGCUGCCCAGAGCUACACAAACUUCAGCCCUCAGUAGUGCUGGUGUGCUGAGGCUUUUCAACAGAGUGGGAGAGACGGUUAAUAAGAUGACUUUCAAGAUGGACGAGAGUGAUCAGGCGGAGGGACAGUGGUUUGAGGAGAAGACACAACAGAUUGAAAGCCUCGACGCACAGUUGCGUAAGCUUCAUGCGGCCAUGGAGGGUUUAGUGGCAUACCGCCGGGAGCUGGCUACAAGUACAGCAUCAUUUGCAAAGUCUACAGCUGUCCUUAGUAGUGUAGAGGAACAUUCAUCCCUCAGUAGAGCUCUACACCAGCUAGCAGAGUCUACAGAGAGGACACAGACCAUCCACCAUGCUCAAGCAGAUGCUGACUUCUACCUGUUGAGUGAAACCACCAAAGACUACAUCCAGCUCAUUGGAGCAGUGAAGGAUGUAUUCCAUGAGCGAGUCAAGACAUUCCAGACUUGGCAGCAUGCACAGGCAAUGUUGUCUAAGAAACGUGAAGCCAAGGCUAAAGCGGAGUUGGCUGGUCGUAUGGAUAAAGUACAGCAGGCCCAGGAGGAGGUGGCUGAGUGGGAAGUAAAAGUAGAAAGAAGUCAGGAAGAGUUUGAGAGAAUUUCUCGUGCCAUCAAGAAAGAGAUGGAACAGUUUGAAGUUGUGCGUGUGAAGGACUUCAAGGACAUGAUAGUCAAAUACCUAGAAGCCCUUAUGACCUCACAACAGCAGAUUACCAAGGUUUGGGAGACUUUCAUCCCAGAAGCCAAAGCUAUUUCCUAGACAGUCAGAUGACAUCAGCAGUCAUCCUCUUCAAUGAACUACCCCAACUAAGAGCUCCUGUUGAGCCCAUUUUUUUGUCACUGGUGUCCAUUAUGUGCAUCCUGGAACUUGCAUCUAUUAUUCAAACCAGUUAUCAGCAUUCCUACCUUGGGUUUAGGUGUUUGGGUGUGAUGAAUUGUUCCGAUUUUUGUGAGUGAAGUGCAGCCUUAAUUCUUUGAUAUAUUGAAUUUAAUAGUUUUUAUAAUCUUCUUUUAUAAGGCAUAGUGUAGGAAGUGUCCUCUAGAAUGUUAACACAGUGUGGAGUAUCAUAAUGUAGAUUUUUUUUCCUUCCCCAUAUCUUGUGUUGGUCAUUCCCAGUGGAUCUCUACUUUAUCAAUGCCUUCUCAAAGUACAUUAUUUUACAACCUGGAAAUAGAAUCUUUUUCAUUUGCAUGUUUCCAAGUAGCUUGAAACAGAUACGUUUUAUUACUCUUUCAUAAUCAUCUAUAGGUCUUUCUACAAUAGGUAGUGUAUGCAUAGCAGUAUAAACGGAGAAUUUCUUAGGUAUGUAUACUGCAUCACCCCCAGUGUUACCUUUGGAGUCAUUUUCUUUCAUUUUCUUGGUUAUCUGGAUACCUUGGCAUUUUGGUAAUAAAUAUUGGUUUGUCAUCUGUUUUUGUUUGUAUAUUUUAGAAAGAAGUUUAUAAUAAGAACUUCUAUUUGAAUGGGUUAUUAUGCAGCAAUUGUAUCUAAAACUCUUAUUGAAUAAAUGUAUAACAACAAUUGGUACCAGAUUAAUGAUAUAGUAAAUUAGUUCAUGAUACCAAGUUAAAGACCAAACUAGAGUAUGGUGUCAGUCUCUUAACCUAGUAGGGAACCACUUUGUUAAAAUCUAUUCAGUUAUGAAGUAUUUUGAGGCAUAACUGCUAAAGGUAGUUACAUAAAGAUCUGAAUGUAUUUACAGUGGGUUAUAAUUCCUUUGAUUUAAGUAAGGGUCAGUUAAUCAGUAGUCUGACGUAAUAUUUAAUACUAUAUUAUGUUUGGUGGUUUAUUUGUAAAUCAAUUUCUGGAUUUAUUUUAGCUUGUGAUAUGGUCAUGAGAAGUCUAAAAACCUACAUAUUUGUUGAUCUUUUUAAAUUCUUUAAUGGAGGGGAGUAAAUAAGUUAGAUUUGAACAUGCUUUAGGUUUAGUAAAUAAUACAACAGGUAGUGCAAAGAAGAGUAUUAUGUUGGCCUACAGUAAGUAGUGUCAUUUGUACUCAUUAUUAUUCCUCGACGUGUAGUCUUUCAUGCACGUGGCCUGUUCAACAAUGCAUGAAGGCUUAUUGACAGUACGAUCUUCCCAAAUAAACAUAAAGAAUAACUUUUGUCAUUAGACUUGAGUUGAACUUGGUUGGGAUCAUACAGAAAUACAACUUGUUUCUUGUACAUUCUCACUGUUAUUUUAGCCUGUAUUUUUUUGCUUAAGAUGGUGUUUGUUGUAUACAUUUUUGAUUAGGCUCAAUUAUCUGCUGAACUGAUUGUACAGUAUAUAUAAAAUCUAUUUAAAGAACCAAAAUGAAUAACAA
This is a messenger RNA of Homarus americanus (American lobster), 4180 nucleotides long. RefSeq names its product sorting nexin-2-like (gene Snx1). The record is from RefSeq and is a predicted model, not a curated record. Lineage: Eukaryota; Metazoa; Arthropoda; Malacostraca; Decapoda; Nephropidae. Bases 1 to 2634 code for a protein of 877 amino acids. Gene Ontology annotation, cellular component: endosome membrane; endosome. Gene Ontology annotation, biological process: early endosome to Golgi transport. The transcript has 14 exons. Gene Ontology annotation, molecular function: phosphatidylinositol binding.